AUGAACCUCCUCCACGCGCUCCUCCUCCCGCUCACCCUCGCGCUCACCUGGCUCUACGCGCUCACCACGCGCACCGCGCCCCCGCGCAACAAGCGCAUCACCCUUCUCAUCGCGCACCCCGACGACGAGGCCAUGUUCUUCUCCCCCACGCUGCUGGCCCUCACAAAGCCCCACCUCAACAACACCCUCUCCGUCAUCUGCCUCUCCACCGGCAACGCCGACGGCAUCGGCCACAUCCGCAAACACGAGCUCGUCGACUCGUGCGCGCGCCUCGGCGUCCCGGAGGAGCGUGUGGAGAGCAUUGACCAUCCGGAGCUGCAGGACCAGAUGCACAGUCCGUGGCCGUCGGCCACCAUUGCGCGCGUGCUGCGCGAGCGCCAUGAGGUGCUGCCGCAUGUGCUGAUCACCUUCGAUGAGCGCGGGGUGUCCGGGCAUCCGAACCACAUCUCGUGUCUGCGGGGGGCGCAGGAGUGGGUGUUGGGGCUGUCGGAGACGGCGGGGGUGGAGCUGUGGAUGUUGGGGACCGUGGGGAUCGUGCGCAAGUACCUGUUUGUGCUGGAUGGCGUUGUGCAGGCGGUGUUGGGGGGGAGGGGCGCGGGGGCGGGCUGGUUUGUCAGUUCGGUGGGGGAGGUGAGGGUUGCGAGGGAGGCGAUGGUGAGUGCCCAUAAGAGCCAGAUGAGGUGGUUUAGGUGGGGGUGGAUUGGGCUGAGUAGGUAUAUGGUUGUGAAUGGGUUGGAGAGGGGGUAG
This is a messenger RNA of Morchella sextelata, 747 nucleotides long. RefSeq lists its product as uncharacterized. Bases 1 to 747 code for a protein of 248 amino acids. Gene Ontology annotation, cellular component: endoplasmic reticulum. The transcript has 2 exons. Gene Ontology annotation, molecular function: N-acetylglucosaminylphosphatidylinositol deacetylase activity. The record is from RefSeq and is a predicted model, not a curated record. NCBI's taxonomy places the organism in Eukaryota, Fungi, Ascomycota, Pezizomycetes, Pezizales, Morchellaceae. Gene Ontology annotation, biological process: GPI anchor biosynthetic process.